AUGAAUAUACAUGUGAUGGCUGAAAAACUAAACGACUUUGCCAAUCGUUUUUCGAAAGGUUCGGCUGGUGCUAAAGGCUUGGGAUUAGGUGUAAAAUUAUUAGUCGGUGUCGGAGCAGCUGCAUACGGACUAUAUCGAUCCGUAUUUACAGUUGAAGGUGGUCAUCGUGCAAUUAUAUUUAGUCGAAUUAGUGGUGUUAAUCAAAACAUAAUUCAUUCGGAAGGACUACAUUUCAGAGUUCCAUGGAUUCAAUAUCCAAUUAUUUAUGAUAUUCGUGCUCGACCACGUAUAAUUAAAUCACCCACAGGAAGCAAAGAUUUACAAAUGAUAACAAUCGCAUUACGUGUGUUAGCUAGACCAGAUCAAGGAAAAUUACCAAGAUUAUAUCAAACACUAGGACUAGAUUGGGAUGAAAGAGUGUUACCUUCCAUUUUAUCAAAUUUAAUUCGAAUUGAUUUAAUGGAUCGUGCAAAAGAUUUUGAUAUUCUAUUAGAUGAUGUAUCAAUAACAGAACUUAGUUUUAGUCCACAAUAUUCAGCUGCGGUUGAAUCAAAACAAGUCGCUCAACAAGAAGCUCAACGUGCUGUAUUUACUGUUGAACAAGCCAAACAAGAACGACAACAAAAAAUUGUUUUAGCCGAAGGAGAUGCUGAAUCAGCUAAACUUAUUGGAAAAUCAUUGAGUCAAAAUCCCGGUUAUUUAAAAUUGAGAAAAAUUCGUGCUGCACAAAAUAUAGCUAAAACACUUUCUCUGAGUAGUAAUCGUGCAUUUUUGGAUUCUGAAGCUCUUAUGAUUAAUAUUGCUGAUUCUAAAUAUGACGAUGCAACCGCAGAAUUUACGAGAAAAGGAAAAAAAUAG
Molecule: messenger RNA, 858 nt
Organism: Didymodactylos carnosus
Lineage: Eukaryota; Metazoa; Rotifera; Eurotatoria; Philodinida; Philodinidae
Source: the annotation of a GenBank genome assembly